AUGGCCCGGAAUAUCUUUUUUUUACUCUCAUUCAUCGUCCAUUUGGCUAUAGGCUUUGGUGGGGUCGAUUAUUUGGCCAAUUUGGUGCAGAUUAGCACCGGCCUACUCCAGGGAAUCGAGAUUUCAGGCCAUUCAAAUACAAGUGGUCUUGGAUUCUUGGGCAUUCCAAUUGCCGAGCCGCCAGUUGGGAGACUACGGUUAAAAAAGCCAAUUCCUGUCUCAAAAUGGGACGGUGUCAUGUCAGCCAGGCAAUAUCGAAAUGCCUGUAUAUCCAAUCCAGUUCGCACUUACAAGCGAGACGAAGGCGGACCGGUUUCUGAAGAUUGUUUGUAUUUGAAUGUUUUUACAAAUAGGAAAUGCUUGAAAAUGGGUGGUUGCGCAGUAUUGGUAGCAAUCCAUGGUGGUGCUUAUGUUAUGGAAUCUCCAGCUGCCUUUCCGGCAGAAGUUAUUGUCAAUAAUUUUCCUGGCCAGGACCGUAAUGUGAUUGUCGUUAUGUUACCGUAUCGACUAGGCAUUUUGGGCUGGUUUAAUUUACCAGAAAGUGGUGUUCCACCAAAUUUAGCAUUAUAUGAUAUUAAAAUUGGUUUGGAAUGGGUACAACGAGAAAUACAUAAUUUUGGCGGUGAUAAUGGAAGGGUGACUUUAUAUGGUCACAGUGCUGGUGCACAAAUGGUUGAUCCGAUCUCACUUACCCCAAAAAUGGAGGGUCUCUUCCAAGCGGUGAUCUCACAAAGCGGCAAUGCUGCGAGAAUGGAUGUUAACAAAAAUAUCAAUGUUUCUGUAACGAGGAGAAUGCUGAUUAAUCUUGGAUGUGCAACGGAAGAUGCAAAAAUUAGAAAAACAGCAAUUGCUAAAAAAGCGCUUGACUGCAUUCUCGCCAAAUCGGCGGACGAAAUAAAAGACGCACAAAUUGGAAUAGCUGGGAGCUAUGAAGAUUUUUAUGGGAUUUCUUUAGAUGAUUAUUUUUUCACAAAGCCCUACGCUGUAUUGGCUGCAAAACGGAAACAAUUGCCAACAUUAGUUGGAACCGUGACUGGUGAGAUGAAUGCUGGAAAAUUUAUCGAGGGAACUGGUGGGAUGCCCGAUAUCGCGCAGUUGACUUGGGUCUGUGAAGCCUAUGCUUAUGGAUUUGGAUUUGCCAGACCGGAAGUGGUGGCUCAGAUGUGCGUGGAAGAAUAUAAUCAACCGAACAAAACCCGUCACAUUUUUGACGAUGCAGUUUUUUAUAUGGCAACCAUAGUAUAUGCAAAUAGCCAGCUGUCACUGGCAAAUCCGAAUGUAUUUGUAUACAGCUACAGAUAUGCAGAUGCUGGCUUGGCAUAUGAUGCAUAUCAAAAGGAUCGUUCUGAUAGUCCCCUACAUUCGGAAGACUUUAUUUACAUAUUUGGUAUGCAUCGAGGGAUAUUCAAGGAAAAAGACUACGAAGUCGAACGGAUUUACACCGAAAUCCUGGCGAAUUUUGUAAAAUAUCAUAGCCCAAGCUUCGGAAAUGUUUCUUUUCCAAGAUAUACUACGGACGGAAUGGAACAUUUGGUGAUAGAUUUCGACAAAGAUGGGCAAUUUAACGGUGGACCGGCCGUAGAUUAUUAUCGACACCAGUACGAUUUUUGGGAAAAAAAGCUGAAGAAGGCAUCUGGAGGGAGGGCUGCCCUAACAAAUUACCCGCCAGGGUUCGACAAUAUUCCGUUCCAGGAUGUGAUUGACUACCUGGCAUCAGUGGUGACCGGAAUCAGUCACGGGGACAAGAGCACCGCCUCGCAACAGCUCGCCUUCACCGCGUGGGCCCGAUUCGUGGAGGCGGAGAAAAGAAAAAGGAAUAGGGCAGCAGCAGCAGUCCCAUUCCUCACAAUUGAUCCUAUAUUCAACAACAGUGACGAGAACGGGGAUCCUGUCGCCAGUCGAUUCUUCAGUUUGGUGGACGAGAAACCGAAGCACGAAGAAGCAGCAACUCCACCUGUUCAAAUGUGGUCAACAAUUGCCGUGAUCGGAGGUGUACUGGCGGUGUUGGCUGUUGGAAUGGUGGUAUUGAUGAAAUAUCUGGUCUACAAAAGAAGGAACACCUAUCAUGAGAUC
This is a messenger RNA of Mesorhabditis spiculigera, 2073 nucleotides long. The record is from the annotation of a GenBank genome assembly. Lineage: Eukaryota; Metazoa; Nematoda; Chromadorea; Rhabditida; Rhabditidae.